AUGGCUCGAGUAAGACUCGGGCUUCUGAAUUUGUCGUUUAAUAAUUCAGCAAAGUUCGAAUGUGAGACCAUUUUUCAGCAGACUGGAGGCGACAAAACCGAGUCCCGCAAACUCUAUGCCUCCGGCAAUAGAGAACCUUUGAGGCGGAGAAAUCUUUCACAAAAGUCCAUAACUCAUCGUCUCCCUUGGCAGGUUCGACUUGACCUAAUUCGCUCUAAGGCAUCCUCAACGAGGCUGGAGAAAAAUUAUUUCAAAUAUCGCUCCGCUCUCCGAAAUACCACCAAACGUUACGUUGUUGGUGAACCUGUGCAUGUUUAA
Protopolystoma xenopodis is the source of this 318-nucleotide messenger RNA. Lineage: Eukaryota; Metazoa; Platyhelminthes; Monogenea; Polystomatidea; Polystomatidae. The record is from the annotation of a GenBank genome assembly.